AUGUGGACGCCACAUAUUUGAUAUCCUUAUUCCAUGCAAGUGCAACCCCACACAGAUAUACAAUGUUCGGCGUAGCUACGUAAAAAGUAAAUGUAUUUGUUGAUGAAAUGUCUGUGUCGGGCCACACUAGGAUCUCUGCUACUUCAUUUUAUUUUUGAAAAAAUUACUCCUACAAUCUUUCCAUUCAUUAUAUAUAACUUGGUGACAAGUGCUACUAGAAGAAAAAAUAUUGUCAAGAGAUGUGGCUGUUCAGGGGAAAUGGGCCUUCUGGAUUUUCUUCAGCUUCCACAGCUGAGGAAGUUACCAAAGGAAUUGAUGCCUCUGGCCUCACUGCCAUUGUUACAGGGGCGUCAAGUGGUAUAGGAUUAGAAACAACGCGUGUUCUUGCUAAGCGCGGUGUUCAUGUUGUGAUGGGAAUCAGAAAUAUGGGUGCUGGAGAGAGAGUUAAAGAAGGAAUCAUCAAAGAGAAUCCAGCUGCCAAGAUUGAUGCCAUUGAGUUAGAUCUCAGUUCCAUGAAAUCUGUUAGAAGUUUUGCAUCCGAGUUUACAUCUUCAGGUCUACCGUUGAACAUUUUGAUUAAUAAUGCAGGAAUAAUGAUGCCUCCUUUCACACUGUCUGCAGACAAGAUAGAGCUACAGUUUGCCACUAACUAUAUAGGUCAUUUCCUUCUAACUCACUUGUUACUGGACACCAUGAAGAAGACAGCCCGUGACACGAAAAGGGAGGGAAGGAUUGUGAACCUCUCCUCAAGGGCUCAUCGCCAUUCAUACAGACAAGGCAUUCGGUUUCACAAAAUCAAUGAUGAAAAGAGUUAUUCCAAGUGGUAUGCGUACGGCCAAUCAAAACUUGCUAACAUACUGCACGCUAACGAGCUGUGUAGACGGUUAAAGGAAGAGGGUGCAGACAUAACUGCAAAUUCAGUUCAUCCGGGAGUAAUCGCGACCAAUCUUUUCCGUCAUUUUGGCAUUUUUGAAGGUAAUCUUGGCAUUUUUGAAGGUCUAGCGAGCAGCGUUGGUCGACUGGUGCUGAAAAAUGUUGAGCAGGGGGCCUCAACUACAUGCUAUGUGGCGUUGCAUCCACACCUCAAAGGCAUCAGUGGUCAAUACUUUUCUAGCAACAACUUGGACAACCCAGAUGCCAAGGCUACUGACAAAGAUUUGGCUGCUAAACUUUGGGAUUUUACCAUCAACUUGAUCAAUAAAUAAAUAACUUUCUAUAUACCAAAAUAAACCUAUUUUAUGUUAUGCUACCCAUGUACAUCACAUGAAAUAACUUGGAAAAAUUAGACACAGAGAGGGAGAAUGUACAAUUUGAGAAAGUUGAUGCACCAAAUCUGGAUUGGUUCUCUCCAUUUUUUUCUAGAGCUGUUGCAUACUGUCAUGUAAAUAGUUCUACAGCUACUAUCAUCCGGGGUGAUAUUUCUACCCUUCUAUGGAAUAAUGUGAAUAUACAUUUCUUUUUCGCA
Molecule: messenger RNA, 1465 nt
Organism: Salvia miltiorrhiza (redroot sage)
Lineage: Eukaryota; Viridiplantae; Streptophyta; Magnoliopsida; Lamiales; Lamiaceae
Product: short-chain dehydrogenase TIC 32, chloroplastic-like
Exons: 8
Coding region: 240-1205 (321 amino acids)
Source: RefSeq, a predicted model, not a curated record